AUGGCUACUCAAGAGCCUUCGUCGUCCGACGCGGUGCUUCUGCCCAGCAUCGCGGCGACCUCACCCACCGUUAUCGUCAAGGUCGGCACAGAAGGCAAAGAGUACAUCCUACAUACCGAACUCCUCAAGCACCACUCCGGCUACUUUCGCGGCGCACUUUCCGGCGCUUUCAAAGAAACCGACGACGGCGUUAUUCCCAUCACCGAUAUUGAUACCGACGCAUUUGAUACCUUCGUCGAUUGGAUUUAUAGAGGUAUCACAACCUUUGAGCCCAGCUCAUCCGGCAAGCAACUAUUCAAUGCAUACAACAGCUAUAUAUUAGCAGACCGACUCCUUGUCCCCGGAUUGAAGUCUGCGCUUUUGGGCAGCUAUUGCGAACUUUUCAGCGGCAAAUCCCAUAAGAGACCAGCUUGCCGUGCAAUUGUUGAACUUUUCCGCAAUUUGGCUGAGGAUGAUCCCUUACUGCGACUUUGUGUUGAUGUAUGGGCUACCCGCAAGGCGAUCUACAAGUUGAAGGAUUUUGAGAAGGAUGAAGCGUCGAGUCUACCGCAGAGUUUCUUCGUUCGUCUGAUGCUACGGAUGAAUGAACUGGGCCAGAAUCCGCCGUCGGUGGGGACUUUCAAGCGGGAGGAUUACAGCGAGCGUGUAAGGCUUGAUGGAUAG
Molecule: messenger RNA, 663 nt
Organism: Alternaria incomplexa
Lineage: Eukaryota; Fungi; Ascomycota; Dothideomycetes; Pleosporales; Pleosporaceae
Exons: 2
Coding region: 1-663 (220 amino acids)
Molecular function (GO): protein binding
Source: RefSeq, a predicted model, not a curated record